AUGAAUGAUAAUAUAAAUAAUAAUAUAGAAUUAAAUAAUGUAAAUAGUAAUAGUAAUACAGAUAUAACAAGUAGUAAUGGAACAGAAAGGAAAUAUAGAAUUGCUAUGAUAUCAGAUUUCUUUUAUCCUAAUAUGGGAGGUGUAGAAGAACAUCUCUAUCAGUUAUCACAAUGUCUUAUAAAGAGAGGAAAUAAAGUUAUCAUUAUAACACACAACUAUGGUAAUAGAUUCGGUGUUAGAUAUGUAACGAACGGUCUUAAAGUUUAUUAUAUACCACAGGCACCAUUCUACAAUCAAUCUUCAUUCCCAACACUCUAUUUUACAUUCCCUCUAUUCCGUCAGAUUCUAUUACGUGAACGUAUAGAUAUAGUACAUUGUCAUCAAGCAUUUUCAACAUUAGCACAUGAAAGUAUAUUGCAUGCAAGAACAAUGGGAUAUAAUACAUGUUUUACAGAUCAUUCAUUGUUUGGAUUUGCAGAUGCAUCAUCGAUUCACAUGAACAAGUUAUUAAAGUUCUCUCUCUCUGAUAUAUCUCAUGUUAUUUGUGUAUCAAAUACCAGUAAAGAAAACACUGUAUUACGUGCACAACUAGAUCCUCAUCUCGUAUCUGUCAUACCAAAUGCUGUAGAUACAACUCAAUUUACACCAGAUCCUUCCAAGAGAGAUCCAAACAAAAGUACUAUAUUAAAAUCACUAGAUUUUACCUCUACUUCUAUUAACACUUUAACUUAUCAAUCAUUAAAUAAUCAUAUAGUAACUAUUGUAAUUAUGAGUAGACUUGUAUAUAGAAAAGGUAUAGAUUUAAUCAUAGAUAUCAUUCCGAAUAUCUGUAAGAAGUUCCCGAAUGCUCAUUUUGUGAUUGGUGGUGACGGUCCGAAGCGUGUCUCACUCGAAGAGAUGAGAGAGAAGCAUCAGCUACACGAUCGAGUAGAGCUGCUCGGUAGUGUCAAACACUCGAAUGUACGCAAUGUGUUGGUGCGUGGCGACGUCUUUCUCAAUUCCUCACUGACAGAGGCAUUCUGUAUUGCCAUCGUCGAAGCAGCGAGUUGCGGUCUAUACGUGGUCAGUACGAAAGUCGGUGGUGUACCCGAGGUGUUACCACCACACAUGAUAUCGCUGGCGCAACCGAAAUCCGAGGAUCUCGAAGAGAAACUCACCAAUGCCAUUCUGCAGUUGAAACACACACCGUUGGAGACUCACGAAGAAGUGAAAUCGAUGUACGAUUGGAACGACGUAGCGAAACGAACUGAGGCAGUCUACGAAGUCAUCUCAAAGGCACCGAAAGUUCCGUUCAUCGAGAGACUCAGACGUUUCGUUGGAUGUGGUCUGUGGGCAGGAAAAUUAAAUUGUAUGGUGGUGGCACUCGACAAUCUGCUAUGGCGGUGGCUUGAAUGGUAUAUGCCAAGAGAAGAUAUAGAUGAAGCUUUCGAUUAUCCCUAUCAAGCGGAAUAA
Heterostelium album PN500 is the source of this 1452-nucleotide messenger RNA. It is a transcript of the gene pigA, whose product is annotated as phosphatidylinositol N-acetylglucosaminyltransferase subunit A/GPI3. Gene Ontology annotation, molecular function: phosphatidylinositol N-acetylglucosaminyltransferase activity. Gene Ontology annotation, biological process: GPI anchor biosynthetic process. The transcript has 2 exons. Gene Ontology annotation, cellular component: glycosylphosphatidylinositol-N-acetylglucosaminyltransferase (GPI-GnT) complex. NCBI's taxonomy places the organism in Eukaryota, Evosea, Eumycetozoa, Acytosteliales, Acytosteliaceae. The coding region runs from base 1 to 1452 and encodes 483 amino acids. The record is from RefSeq and is a predicted model, not a curated record.